This is a messenger RNA of Branchiostoma belcheri (Belcher's lancelet), 982 nucleotides long. RefSeq lists its product as uncharacterized. The annotation marks the transcript as partial. The record is from RefSeq and is a predicted model, not a curated record. NCBI's taxonomy places the organism in Eukaryota, Metazoa, Chordata, Leptocardii, Amphioxiformes, Branchiostomatidae. The transcript has 3 exons.
AUGGAGAGGAAAGCUCUACACACUGCUCCACACCGCCCCAAGUUCUGGGGGAGGUAUGUAGACGACACCGGCGUUGUGAACAGACAGGAACAUGAACAGGAACUCUUCGAUCACAUCAACACACAGCAUGACAGUAUCAAGUUCACUAUCGAGAGGGAACAAGACAACCGUCUCCCCAUGCUGGAUGUCAUGAUGGUCAGGAAUCCAGACAACACCAUUACUACAGAUGUGUUCAGAAAAGAAACCCACACCGACCACUAUUUACAGUGGUCCUCAAACCACCCGGUGCAACAGAAGCUUGGGAUAGUUAGGACUCUUAUGCACAGAGCCAACACCCUUAUUGAAGAUCCCGCGUUGAGAGAGGCUGAAAAGGAAAAAGUCAGAGUAGCCCUCAGACACUGUGGAUACCCAGAAUGGGCCCUGAGGGAGGGGGAAAACAACUCCAGAAAGGACAAAAGUAGCAAGGAACAGAGUAAGACUGGAGAACAAGAACAACUCCCAGCGAGUUACGUGGUUCUACCCUACAUACAUGGAGUUACAGAGAGGUUGAAACGUGUAUAUGCAAAACACAAUGUGAGCCUGUACUCCAAACCGGGCUUCACCUUACGUAAUGCCCUUGUGAGACCCAAGGACCCUCUAGCACCUGGUGAGAAGUGCGGUGUGAUCUACAAGAUCAAGUGUGAAGAGUGCGGGGAGGUUUACGAGGGGGAAAACAACUCCAGAAAGGACAAAAGUAGCAAGGAACAGAGUAAGACUGGAAAACAAGAACAACUCCCAGCGAGUUACGUGGUUCUACCCUACAUACAUGGAGUUACAGAGAGGUUGAAGCGUGUAUAUGCAAAACACAAUGUGAGCCUGUACUCCAAACCGGGCUUCACCUUACGUAAUGCCCUUGUGAGACCCAAGGACCCUCUAGCACCUGGUGAGAAGUGCGGUGUGAUCUACAAGAUCAAGUGUGAAGAGUGCGGGGAGGUUUACGUUG